Exophiala dermatitidis NIH/UT8656 is the source of this 870-nucleotide messenger RNA. RefSeq lists its product as uncharacterized. Gene Ontology annotation, molecular function: protein binding. The coding region runs from base 1 to 870 and encodes 289 amino acids. Lineage: Eukaryota; Fungi; Ascomycota; Eurotiomycetes; Chaetothyriales; Herpotrichiellaceae. The record is from RefSeq and is a predicted model, not a curated record. The transcript has a single exon.
AUGUCGGACCUUCCAGGCCAGCGAUAUGGAGAGCCAGAUCAAGGGAAUGCGUUUGCAAAUGCCUGGGAGCUUUAUUUUGCGAACCCCGCUCGACCUGGCGCCGUUCGUCCCAGACUGACAUUGUCUUCCUCCAGCUAUGAGGAGCAGAGACUGUGCCAAUACAAACCCAUUCAUUCAGCUACGACUUUUGAGAGGACUUGGGGUUGGAGCGAAGAUCUGUGUAACAUGACAGAUGUGGUGAAAGUUAUCGUGGGACCCGAACAGAAGGCCACAUGGGUGCUUCACGAGGCCCUCUUGACCUCGGUCUCGGAGUUUGCAAGGGCGGCUUUGUCUCACCCUUGCAUGGAGAAGGAAGAGCGAGUCAUUCGACUACCAGAGGAGGACCCUACGACGUUUGGGAACUUUGUUCGGUUUCUCUACACCAAAGUGAUUUGGGAUUCCCCGAGGACUGGCCUGGUACUUGAUCGCGUUCUCGCCCUUUACAUGCUUAGUGACAGGCUCCAAGUUCAGAGCCUCUGCAAGCAAAUUUUCUCCGAUCUGUUUUUCCGGGUUGACCUCUUGAACGCAUCGCAGGUUCUCUAUGUUCUCGAAAACACCGCUCCACCAGAUCCUCUCCGGUAUGCCUGCCUCGAACGCACCGUUAGAGCCAUUCAGUCCAAGUCGCCCUUUUUGAUAAGCCCGGUUGCUGCAGACCUUUGCCGCGAUCAUGGUUCAGAGAUACUGGCUGUUACGAUGGGCAAGUACAAAGAAGUGAUUCUGGCACCACCUUCGGAGACAGGACAGGAGGUUCGCGUCGAGGAAACCGAUCCGGAACCAGCUGUGGAGGCCGACCAGGAGCCAGGCGGCGUACACAUCAACGGAGGCACUUGA